AUCUCCCAUUUCUCUCUCCCUUCCAUAUCUCUCGCUCUCCAUAUCUCCCACUACCUUCCAUAUCUCUCCCUCUCCAUAUCUCCCUCUCCAUAUCUCCCUCUCCCUUCCAUAUCUCUCCCUCUGCCUUCCAUAUCUCUCCCUCUCCCUUCCAUAUCUCUCCAUCUCCCUUCCAUAUCUCUCCCUCUCCCUCACCAUAUCUCUCCCUCUCCCUUCCAUAUCUCUCCCUCUCCAUUCCAUAUCUCUCCCUCUCCAUUCCAUAUCUCUCCCUCUCCCUUCCAUCUCUCCCUCUCCCUUCCAUAUCUCUCCAUCUCCCUUCCAUAUCUCUCCUUCUCCCUUCUAUAUCUCUCCCUUUCCCUUCGUACUUCUACACAUGUCCUUCCCUCCCUACAGGUUAUGAACACUGAACUAAAGAAAUGAGACGUUAUGGCCUGUCUACCUACAGGCUAUGAACACUGAACUAAAGAAAAGAGACGUUACGGCCCGUCUACCUACAGGCUAUGAACACUGAACAAAAGGAACAAGACGUUAUGGCCCGUCUACCUACAGGCUAUGAACACUGAACUAAAGAAAUGAGACGUUAUGGCCCGUCUACCUACAGGCUAUGAACACUGAACUAAAGAAACGAGACGUUAUGGCCCGUCUACCUACAGGCUAUGAACACUGAACUAAAGAAACAAGAUGUUAUGGCCCGUCUACCUACAGGCUAUGAACACUGAACUAAAGAAACGAGACGUUAUGGCCCGUCUACCUACAGGCUAUGAACACUGAACUAAAGAAACGAGACGUUAUGGCCCGUCUACCUUCAGGCUAUGAACACUGAACUAAAGAAACGAGAUGUUACGGCCCGUCUACCUACAGGCUAUGAACACUGAACUAAAGAAACGAGAUGUUACGGCCCGUCUACCUACAGGCUAUGAACACUGAACUAAAGAAACGAGACGUUACGGCCCGUCUACCUACAGGCUAUGAACACUGAACUAAAGAAACAAGACGUUACGGCCCGUCUACCUACAGGCUAUGAACACUGAACUAAAGAAACAAGACGUUACGGCCCGUCUACCUACAGGCUAUGAACACUGAACUAAAGAAACGAGAUGUUACGGCCCGUCUACCUACAGGCUAUGAACACUGAACUAAAGAAACGAGAUGAUCGAUGGUACUAGUAGUUUCCCCUCUGAUUUCAAUAAUCAAAGAUCAGGUUCGUGUUCUGAACUCUCAACUCGCUGCCGCAUACCGGAUCAAAGUGAGAUGGAGGAACUCCUGAAACUUGUCUUGGCUCAGAGAAAUGCUGAUGCCUACUUCAAACUUCACUGUUCCGCGAGCAUCACAUUGGAACAUGGUUCAGUGGCAGCCAAACCUCAGACGAGCCAGGUGAUGUAGAUCCAUCAUGGCGUCCCGGGAUCCGAGGUGAUGCAGUUGCGUUAUGACGCAGGUGAAAACCUGCCGCUGUGGGACGCGCUGGGCGGACGGCUGAGCUGUGGUUGGUCGGUUGGGGCAGCAGCUCGUUGCUACGAACAAGCUGUAGCAACGCAGUAGUAUCGACCGGACAGGUUCAGAACAGCACGAUUCUUCAAAACUAGAGCGUUGAUGGCGGUGAAUGUAUUCUCCAUCUCUUCGGCUCUGGAGAACCUGAGUCGUCAUGAGAUGCUGUCCUGGGUCAACGACUCUCUACGGCUCACCUACACCAAGGUAGAACAACUGUGUUCAGGUGCAGCGUAUUGUCAGUUCAUGGACAUGUUGUUCCCUGGCUGUGUCCUGCUGAAGAAGGUGAAGUUCUCAGCAAUGCUGGAACAUGAGUUCAUCAAAAACUUCAAGGUCCUACAGGCCUCCUUCAAGAGAAUGGGUGUAGACAAGAUCAUCCCAGUAGAGAGGCUGGUGAAGGGGAGGUUUCAGGAUAACUUUGAGUUCAUCCAGUGGUUUAAGAAGUUUUUUGAUGCCAACUACGAUGGGAAGGAGUAUGACCCUGUGGCCACACGCCAGGGGCAGGAGGGCGCCCCCUCACCCAACCCAGGCCCCCAGAGGACGUCUCCCACGGCGACCAAGACAUUCCACGCCCCCCCGAGGCAGAUACAGUCCGCCCCCAUCCGCAGGGCGACGCCCACCAGAGCGUCAGAUGCUGAGAUACUAGAACUGAACCAGCAGAUGUUGGACCUCAAACUGACAGUGGAUGGUCUUGAGAAGGAGAGAGAUUUCUACUUCAGUAAGCUGAGAGACAUCGAGCUGAUCUGUCAGGAGAAUGAGACCAACACCAGCCCAACACUCUCCAAGAUCAUGGAUAUACUGUACGCUACUGAGGGCGAGGUUGACCUUCUCAGCCAACUUACCUGAUAAAUAAAGGAGGCGUUAUAUCGCUUUGUGGCGGCAGCGGAUGAGGAGGCGCCACGUGGAACAUUCCUCCGCUCUCUCCCCGGAUCAGCGCUUCAAGAUCCUACCUCUAUUUUAUUACUCUCAGCCUCUUCCCUCUUCCUCCUCGCUCCCCUCCAACCCCCCAGACAUGUCAGGCUAACGCUGUACACUGAAUCGGUAUGGUUGGUGUUAGCAGGAUGCUAGGCUAAUGGCUAAUGUAAACUAGAUAACAGGGUAGCACAGAGCAAGAAUCUAUAGCGCCCUCUACAGAUAGGCAGGUAACACAAACUCACUAAUCUCUGAACCCAUAAAAUUCUGUCAUGAUUGUCUCGGAUGAGGGGAGUCAACUCCCUCCACAGACUCACUGGUCCAGUUCAGUACCUACCAUGUACAUAUGACCAGGGAGAUCGUUGAAGAAUCACUGCGGAAUUGGAUGUUGGGAAAUGCCUUCAGAACCGUCCACUGGGGCAACAGUGAGAGCUAUUACCAUCCAGUAGACUUGGUUUUACCUUGAGGACAGGGGUGGUUAAAUAACUAAGUGUAACCCUUCAUUUAAACAUGUUGACGUGUGGAGCAAUGGGACACCACAGCAGUGUCAGAAACACUGAAAUUUGGAUAAACGUAGAUGAAUGACUAGUUCUGCAGUGAGACAGAGCUUGUUGCAUAUGACAUAUCAGUCCCUGCAUUAACAAUAUGGACCAGUUGACCAGAACCAUCUGAGUCCAUUCUGGAGCAAAAACAACAAUCAGAAUGAUCCAGAAGCCAACAAUGCAGUGUGAUUAGCUGAGACCAGUAGGAAGCAGAGAACUGCUUCUGUUCAGGUCUGUUCAGCAGGGAGCAACAUCCCAGGACAUUCAGAUAGAACCAUACAUUCUGCAGGUUUUAACCUCAAUUUCCAUUUUUGUUUUGAAUUAGUUAUUUAACGUUAGCUUGGAGUGGCUAACAGGUUAGCGUGAAUCUAUUACCCUGAGAAAGUUUAAGAAAAUGUAUAUGAACAACACUACACUGUAUAUACACAAAAUGGGUGAAUAUUAAUUUAUUUAUUUGAAGUGGGGUUUUUUUAGCAGCUGUUUAUGAUGGACUUUCUUCUUGUUAGAGGCGGGGCUUAAAUGGCUAUCAGGGUCAGCCUCCGGUUGUCAUGGCAGACCUGUGACUGACAUGCAUCGUUAAGAGUUUUAUUACAGAGGCUGAAUAAACAGUGGAUUCAAAACCAGAAGGAA
Molecule: messenger RNA, 3566 nt
Organism: Oncorhynchus masou masou (cherry salmon)
Lineage: Eukaryota; Metazoa; Chordata; Actinopteri; Salmoniformes; Salmonidae
Gene: mapre3b
Product: microtubule-associated protein, RP/EB family, member 3b
Exons: 9
Coding region: 1588-2328 (246 amino acids)
Biological process (GO): regulation of microtubule polymerization or depolymerization; spindle assembly; protein localization to microtubule
Cellular component (GO): microtubule organizing center; cytoplasmic microtubule; microtubule plus-end
Molecular function (GO): microtubule plus-end binding
Source: RefSeq, a predicted model, not a curated record